CUACUACUCCCAGCAUGCCCGGACAGCCAGUGGCAUCUGAAGGGUUAAUGACGCUGCCGCCCUUGGUUUCUAGGCGAGCGUCCUGUUGCUGCCCACGUGACCGCUCCUCUGUACUGCUGCGCUGACUACGUCACAUCCGGCGCAGCUCCGCGGAAGCGGAAGGCGUUUCCGGCUUCUGAAGUUACCGGUGUAAACAUGGGCCGGGCGGAACGAAAAGCAGAAGCCCGGGAAGAAAUCGUCCGCCGUGAGCAGCACCGGGAGCGGCGGAGACAGAUUAUCCGGAUUUUGCGCAAACCGGCGGCCGAGCGGAGUCCCGGGGAGCGGGAGCUGCUGGAGAGCCAUGCGGAGCUGGUGCGGGAGCUGGAGAAGCACCGACACCGGAGGGAGCGGCUCCUGUACCGGGAACAAGAGGUUGUUGAUGGAGCGGACGUCCUCCAGAAGAAGGUUUUGGAGCUGGCGGACGCGGUGCGUGGAGCGGAGUAUAUGGUGAUCUACACUGGAGCCGGGAUCAGCACAGCAGCGGCGAUUCCGGACUAUCGUGGACCGAGUGGAGUGUGGACUCUGCUGAAUAAGGGCAGGAGUGUGAGCCCGGGUGACCUAAGUGAGGCCGAGCCGACCCUCACACACAUGUCUAUAGCUCGACUGCACCAAGCAGAGCUGGUGCAGCAUGUCGUCUCCCAGAACUGCGAUGGGCUUCACCUCCGUAGUGGGUUACCGCAGGGGGCAACCUCUGAAGUUCACGGAAACAUGUAUAUAGAGGUCUGCACGUCGUGUUCACCGCACAGAGAGUACGUUCGAUUGUUCGAUGUGACGGAGAGGACGGCCCUUCACAAGCACAACACUGGACGCUCUUGUCACAAGUGCGGGGGCGACCUGAGAGACUCCAUUGUGCACUUUGGGGAGCGGGGGAAGCUGACACAGCCGCUCAACUGGGUCGGAGCGGUGAAAGCUGCAAAAAAAGCCGACGUCAUCCUCUGCCUUGGCUCCAGUCUCAAAAUCCUGAAGAAAUACCACUGUCUAUGGGGGAUGAACAGACCCAGUACACGGCGGCCUAAGCUUUACAUUGUAAAUUUGCAGUGGACGCCGAAAGAUGCACUAGCCACCCUGAAAAUCCAUGGGAAAUGUGACGAGGUCAUGCGGCUUCUGAUGGAUGAGCUGAAGUUGGACAUUCCCGAAUAUAAAAGAUCCCUGGAUCCCAUCUUCUCUAUGGCUGUACCCCUGCGCCCGGGAGAAGAAGGCAGCCACAGCCGGAGCCUCAUCAAGGCUGCAGAGACCCCCAAUAACUGCGCCCCCGAUCCACCAUCCCUCCCACAGGCUAUCAGCGGGGGCUGGUUUGGUAAAGGAUGCAGCAAGGGAAGAAGAAAAAAGUGAUGAUCCUGGAGGGGCGGUGGUGUUUCCCAACCAGGGUGCCUCCAGCUGUUGCAAAACUACAACUCCCAGCAUGCCUGGACAGCCAACGGCUGUCCAGGCAUGCUGGGAGUUGUAGUUUUGCAGCACUUGUUGGGGAAUGCUGUGAAUCAUUUGCACUUUUUGUCUGUUUUUUUGUUUAGCUUUUUUAUUACAAUUUGUGAUGUUUUAAA
Molecule: messenger RNA, 1580 nt
Organism: Hyla sarda
Lineage: Eukaryota; Metazoa; Chordata; Amphibia; Anura; Hylidae
Gene: SIRT7
Product: sirtuin 7
Exons: 10
Coding region: 196-1371 (391 amino acids)
Molecular function (GO): NAD+ binding
Source: RefSeq, a predicted model, not a curated record